This is a messenger RNA of Eriocheir sinensis (Chinese mitten crab), 5785 nucleotides long. Its product is annotated as protein split ends-like. NCBI's taxonomy places the organism in Eukaryota, Metazoa, Arthropoda, Malacostraca, Decapoda, Varunidae. Bases 255 to 5660 code for a protein of 1801 amino acids. The transcript has 7 exons. The record is from RefSeq and is a predicted model, not a curated record.
CUUCUUGGGUUGUGAAAGAAGGAAGCCCUGGAAGUAUACGUCAAAGAGCUCUGUACACCUCACAAGAAAGUCUUUCAGAUAUUGCCGUAAAGAAAACGCAUAAGAGUCUGGCAAAACAAACCACUGAAAAUUUGGAAACUGUAGAGCACAAAAACAUUCCAGUUGAUGUGCAGCAAAGACCCACAAACAUUUUAAGAGAGAAAAAUAGAAAUCCAAUCGACGAAAUAACCUCGGAAAGAAAAACUGUUUAUGACAUGGAAGAAAAAGUUAUCGGUAAAAGAAGUCCCAAUUUCACUGUGGAGAAUAAAUUUACUCAUGUAGAAAGCAACACUCAAGAUACUGAAUACCAAACUACACAUGCAAUAGAGGAAAUUCAUGAAGGUUUUACCAAAGCUGCAGAAGAUAAUAAUUGCAAUGCCUCGGAAGAACAGGCAAGCAACACCAUUAGAGCAAAAUACUCUGAACCCAUUGAACGGAGGGCUCUAGAUCCCCUUGAAGAUGCCGUAGAAAACACAACUGACACGUCCACGGAAGGAAACUCCAAUGCUGUUGAAGGAAAACGAGAAAAAACUCAUCAAUCCGAGGCAGAUCGAUGUAAACAGAUUAUGGAAAAUAUUGACGCUGAUGUUACAGAAGGAGAAAACACGACCACAGAGGAAGAAAGCAAUGUUAGCAGUGAGGAGACCAACGCUCGAUCGUCAAAGAGGAGGAUGAAACAGGCGCUCUUCAGUGUGACUCAGCCGAAACGAGGGAAAGAUGAAGGCGUUAUCGAUCAGGGAGAAUUUCCUUGGAUCCGACGGUUAAGGAGACAGGAGAAAUUUGAGUGGGAGUCCGAGGAAGCAUCAAGACCGGGGGAAAAAGGCAAGAAAUUAAGAGUUUGUGGCGUGAGGAGAACGCGAGAAAACGUUAAAUUACGAGAGAAAAGAACAACGAAACAGGAGCUUGAUAAAAUAAAGGAAGUGAAACGCAUGGAAGAGGAGAAGAAGAAAAUCAGAAACAAAAAUAAACGGAGAGAAAAAUCAACAGAGGAGGGAAGUGAGGAGGAAACGGAGGGAAAAAUUAAACAUCAAGCCUUAAGAAAAGAGAAUGGAAGGAAAGGAAAACAGCAGGAAAAGAACCAGGAAAAGGAAGGCGCAAUAAAAACAGAGAAAAUUGAAAGAACGCAAAAUGAAAAUAUAAUGAAAGAAGUUGAGGGAGGAGGAAAACAUGGAGGAGAAAUGGAGCGGAACGAGGAAGAUACUCCGGAAGAAACAGCGGAAAGUAGAAGGAGGGAGAGAAAGGGGAGAAAGAAGGAGGGAAAUGAGAGAGAGAAAGCAGAUGAGAAUGAGCGGAAGAACCAGAAGGAACGGAACAGAAUGGGAGAGAAGAGAAAAUCAUCACAAAAAGGGAAAAUUCAUGAACCCAAGAAGAGGAAAGCAGAGGAGAGCAAGUCUGGGCCGAGCCGGAAGGAGCUGGAAAAAGGGAAGGAGGAGGCGGAAACGGAAAACCAGAAGUGCGUCCGUGAGGGAGAAAACACCAGAGAAACACAAGGAUGCAUUUUGUUCAAGGGAGGCAACUUCUUAAACGUCAACAAGGGCCCGGAGAACAUCCUUUUCAGUUGGCGUUUAAAGAGCACUGAGACAAAAAAGCUAACACUCACUAACUUCAUCAAAUGCGGCAAACUUACAAGAGUCAUCCCCGACCCUCUUGGUUCUGUGCGGCACUCGGUAUACACAAUGGAGUGCCGAGUUCAUCCCGGUGAGGAGCGGGUUACAAGUAUUGAGUGUGGAUGGACUGAACCCACAGAAGCCUCGUCUCAAGGAAUGCAUGAGGGACGGGUUAUGGCUUGCACUGAUAGGAAUAUAGAGAAAGAGAAUUUACGGAAGGCAAACACAUCAGUGGUAAGGAGAGGGUUGGUGAGCGAAUCAAGAGAAGACCGGAUUACUAAGGAAAACAGGAACAGACGCACAGAAGAGGGUACAGUAGGAAAUGAGAAGGGAUUUAAAAUAGGGAAUGGGAGAAAGAGAAAUACGAGCUCUUCCUCAGAUGCGGAGAUGAGUCUAUGUUCUUCAAGGGGACUGGAGAACAGGAAAAGGCCCCAGCAACUCAUAGGAAAUAGGAGACAUACCAGCUCUUCCUCAGAUGCAGAGAUGAGUCUAUGUUCUUCAAGGGGACUGGAGAACAGGAAAAGGCCCCAGCAACUCAUAGGAAAUAGGAGACAUACCAGCUCUUCCUCAGAUGCGGAGAUGAGUCUAUGUUCUUCAAGGGGACUGGAGAACAGGAGAAGGCCCCAGCAACUCAUAGGAAAUAGGAGACAUACCAGCUCUUCCUCAGAUGCGGAGAUGAGUUUGCGUUCUUCAAGGGGACUGGAGAACAGGAAAAGGCCCCAGCAACUCAUAGGAAAUAGGAGACAUACCAGCUCUUCCUCAGAUGCGGAGAUGAGUCUAUGUUCUUCAAGGGGACUGGAGAACAGGAGAAGGCCCCAGCAACUCAUAGGAAAUAGGAGACAUACCAGCUCUUCCUCAGAUGUGGAGAUGAGUCUAUGUUCUUCAAGGGGACUGGAGAACAGGAAAAUGCCUCAACAACUCACUACCCAACCAAGAAAUUCAGCAGUCACUCACUCCAGCCGUGAACCGAGCAAUACCAGUGGCGUUCGACAGCUCAAGACCAAAGCCUCUAAACUUAAGUUGUUCGGGUUAGACAGCAGCAACAGCUCGGAGAUGGACGAAGAGAAAAUGGUUGUAAAUAAGAGCAGAAAAUCUAAGGAAAGAAAGCAUCGCAAGGUGGAAAAUUUAGGCCAUAACAGGGGUGUGCAUUGCAGGCCGAAUCUACCAUUGUGUUCUUCUGUAAGUGAAAUGAAAUCCAGAGAACAGGUACAAGGUAGUCGAACCGGAGAGCUUCCCACGAGUAGAGUGCGUUCUCAUGCCUCCUCGCUGGUGAAAAACAAGUUUGGAGAGAAGAGUACACCAGAAAAAACGCCUCCUGAACGAUCUUGCGGGAGUCAGGAAAACGAUUCAGACUCGUCCUCAGACAUUCCCCGACAUCCUUUCGCCAGAAGGUGCAAAGCGUUAUUGAUAGCGAGUGACAGUGACGACCAGGUUGACAACUCCAGGAUUUUUCAGCGGAAGAGAAGGAGGAAGAGAAAGGCGAGGCUGAGCGAUAGAACUGUGAAUGAAGGCAGUGACUCAAGUAGCAACAGUGACCACUCCUCGUUAGGGAAGAAGAGACACCUAGCUCAUCGCAUCACCGUCAAGCCUUGUAGUCCCCAUGCCAGGACUCAGACGGAUAUGCAGAGGAAGGUAAACAAGAAAGAAGUAAUUCCUCAGAUCGACCACAGACCAGUUGCAACUAAGAAAACACUAUUAUCAUCCCAAAGCUUCACUCCCAACUCACUUCCAAGUACCGAAGGGAGAGCCAGAACACUUCAGGAAGAUCGCCCUGCUGAGGAGACCCCUAGCACUCCCUCCAACACCAUUAAGAGGAAGCGUAGCGUGUUGCUGUUUGAGACUCCACCACGGCCUCUCAGGAAACAGAAGAGAAAUAGUCCGUUCAGCCAGGCUUCCAUGGAACACAAGGCGGACUCCAGUGAUGUACGCAAUGCCACAUAUGACCCUGAUGGAGUGGAGGAUCAGGAGGAAGAUUCUCUAAUGUUGCCAAAUGUGGAAAAUGAUUCAGCCAUGCUGCCGGAGAAGGGGAAAGAUACACAACCCAGGAGUGAAAGUGUGACUCGUGGGUUGUCAAAUAGUAGCGACCAGGGUGAAAAUGGUUCCCUGGUGCAAUCUGAGAGUGACGCAGAGAAUGGCUUGGUUAUAGAAGAGAGCCAUGACAUCAACUGCACUGAAUCUAAUCUGAGCAGCCCAAGUACUCCUGUUGCUUCUGUUAAAACUCAAGAACUUGGACAGCGAGUUCCACGCCUGGGACCUGUUGUGUUGAUCGACCGCCCAAAACUUAAACCAAAACCUGCUCCACUCCCUGCGCCAGCCCCAAAGUUCACGGCUCGCGCUGGCCCAGAAUACAUCGACAAGCUUUUUUCGAAGUUAAAUCAGCAGACUGGAGUAUGUUCAGAAGCGAAUCAAAGUGGUAAGAAAAGUCCCCUUGAGCCUCCACAAGACAGCCGUUCGAAACAGCCUCAAAGAAAUGCCAAUGCACAUACAGAAAGAACCAGCAGCGUGCCCCACCUUACCCAGCCUUUAAGAGGGGCAAACUACCAGGGUCAAAGUCCAAAUUUUCUCCCAAAUUUUUACGGCACAUUAGGCCCUGGUGCAGCCAAAGACUCCUCAGCACCACCAAGACACGGCCCAAACUUCACUCUUGCACAAACUCAACCAAGCAUAUCUCUCUUGCCCCAACCCUCAUCGAGUCAUAUUUCCUCCACAAGCGAGCAAGCCAAGGCCAAUCUGACCUCCCACACACCUGGCUGUAUGCGUCUCACCCAUGACCAGCCUCAGCUCACAUCCACCCAACCUUGUUCCAUGCCUUUAAAGCCCGGCCCUGCUCCUGGUCAGCCCCACUCAACACCCGGCCACCCUCGCACUAUGUCCGGCCAGCCUCACUCAACACCUGGCCACCACCCCAUACCUGGUGAGCCAUCUGAGUCUCUGGUACAAGUGUCUCAUCCUCACCAAGUACCAUGGCUGCCCAGUAUCACUAUGCGUCACGGCAAAAGACUCGCCCCUAUUCCAAUGGAACAAAUGAAGGAGACACUGGAGGAGGUAGUGGCCACCAAAAUACAGAGCAGGUGGUGGAAGGCUGGGCUGAACAAGAUCUGCGUCUCCCUCACCGAUGCCUCCCUUCCCUUCUUCCUUAGAAUGGUGCUUGAGACCAUUUUACGCUCAGACCCGCUGGAGACUCUACAACAUUACAACGGUUUGCCCCCAAGACUGUUCCGGCUGUUCCAGGUGGUGUGUGUGGUGGAGCAGCGACUGGCGCCCCAACACCCAAAUGGCCUACGCAGGGCUUUGCUACGAGCUAUUCAGGCUAUUGUGACCCAGCCAGAUAGUAGAAUCAGGCCACACAGCCUGGCCUGCCUCGCUGCCUGGUACAUAGCCUCAAGUUCCAUCGACGGUCAUCCCGAGGCCGGCCAAGAAUGGGGGAGGGGUAGAGCUUUCCUCGUGGAUCUUCUCUUCCACCAUCCUGGCACGGUCCACUUGUCUAUCCUAACAGCAGCCCGGACUUGCCGCAGUGUCUUUCUCAAGCAUGUUAAAUACAGAGAACUGUCAGGGGUGGAACAAGUGCUGAUAUGGUUGGCACACUAUGGGGCAUGGGUGGGCCAGCCUAAGGUGCGCUCAGAUCUCACCGAGUGGCUAGCCCAGCACCUCGACAGCAAGAAGCCUCCACAGAACCCAGCGACUGUUACCAAGAAAUUGAUCACCAUGCUAGAUCCAGAGAUGAACAAGGACAUACAAUGGGGGGCAGUUGUUGGGCUUGUUGUGUUGGCGAGAUGGCAAGGCCGACUUUGGGCACAGAAGCACCUACUCCCUGCCCUCUCAGCUGCUGCCACAAAGAUUACAACCAUUGUCAAAGGGGACUUGAUACAGCAGGAAGAUCUGAAGAACAAGAUUUCUCACCUCUUUGAUAACCUUGGUCAAGCUCUGCCGUGUGGGCCAAUGGAGAGUCAGACAGGUGAUGUUGUGAAGGAGAUGGAGGGGGCCGUCAACACCUUACUUGGCUGCCACCAGUGAUCGUUGCACAAGACUGUCACCUCGCCCCCACAUCAGUGACAUCACAUUGCUGAGCCGGUCACUCGUCUCAUUCCCGGUGACCUCAGCACAAGUGUGUUAAUUUUAAGUUUUUAAUUGUGCUUUUC